Molecule: messenger RNA, 1950 nt
Organism: Chara braunii
Lineage: Eukaryota; Viridiplantae; Streptophyta; Charophyceae; Charales; Characeae
Source: the annotation of a GenBank genome assembly
UCGUGAGUCGAUGUCCAUGCCCAAUAGGGCAACACCAACAGCACAAGUUCUUGUCUUCUCAUCUGCAUGGCCAGCAUGGACAAACGGUAUAGGGUCGAGAAGAGCGACAACGAAGGUAUGGGAGGUUGUCGCCACAGUUCCCAACAUCCACCGCAGUAUCAAGGCGAGCACUCCGUUUUGCCAUCGUCCCACUUGUUGAUCCUGAGUCAAGACGCUGACAGGUUCGGUGUCCCUCCUCCCUUCCCUACGGCUGUCGGGCAACUGCUGGUGUGGAGGAAUGAUCCGCUCGGCCUUCGAGAUGUGCGAUCGGGUUAUGUGCCUUUCUACUAUGAAUCUGCACAUGGGGGCGGAUCUGGGCGAGGCAGUUCAAUUGUCGUUGUGUAUUCACAAUCAUCCAGUGUGGACAUGGCCGUGCACGGGGCCGGCAUGGCCCGUGCAGGCAGUUUCACAGCGACGCUGUGCGGGGAGUAUGAGGAGUCAUUCUCCGAGGGGCAAUGUCGACGGAUGUCAGUGGAGGACAUGUCACGAAGGGUGGCAUCCAACCGACAAUGUAACGGGGGUGUGUACAACCAUGGGGAAAACGACUUCGGAUGCGAGGCACAAACUGGUCGUGGGCAGAGGACAUUGCCACAUGGAGGAACGCCGCUGCAUGGGGGGUUACUUGCCACAUCACGGGUGAACGCGAACAGUGGCAGUGGUGUCCGUCAGGGGCAGGAAUGCUCUCAUGCAGCCCCCCAACAGAUAAUAGUGAAGGAGGUGGAGGUGGAAGAAGGUGUGAAGGUGGUUGGGAAUGGUGAAUGGGCGAAGGAGGUGGAAGUGGAAGAAGGUGUGAAGGUGCUUGGCUAUGGUGGAUGGGUGAAGGAGGUGGAGGAGGAAGAAGGUGUGAACGUGCUUGGCUAUGGUGGAUGGGCGAAGGAGGUGGAGGUGGAAGAAUGUGUGAAGGUGCUUGGCUAUGUUGGAUGGGUAAAGGAGGUGGAGGUGGAAGGUGUGAAAGUGCUUGGCUAUGGUGGACGGUGGACAACGGUACUCAACGGGAUGCGUUAUGUCCCCGUAGCAGGCGCCGAGCCAACGACAGUACAACAGGAGAGACAAAACCUGGCAGACAUUCUACUCAAUACAAUGCGUGCCGUCAUCUGGAACAGCACCAUGGGGGAACUUCAUUCCAGAUCUACACAGCAAAUACAAAACGAACUCACCCAUAACGUGAAGACGCUUGCAGCAGCCGUUAAGGUCGUGGAUUCGCAGCUGAAACAGAUGGACGCCCGCAUUGCUACUCUGGAGGCAAGGCCUUCCCAAGCGGCGCCAGGCUGCACGACAGACACGACGAAGCAGCUCAACGGGCGCAUCGACCAUGUCGUCAAUCUCAUUGGCGACCUAGGUGCUUUCACUGGUACGGACACGAUCAGCAGCACGGUGGCCGCCAUCAAGACGGACAUCGCCAAGCUGCAGACAAGACCGGACGCCGCUACAAAGAACUACAAGAUGCCGCACUUCCACAUCAGCAAGUUCGACGACUACAACAAGACAGACGCCUUGACAUGGUGGCAAGGCUUCCUCAUGGAAGCAUCCUGCCGCACUGUCCCGACUGAAGACAUGUUGAAGGCGCUCUACCUACAACUGAUUCGAGGAGCACAGGCAUGGUUGAACCACCUUGCGGCCACCAAGCAAUGCACCAUCGCCGAACUCCACACGCACAUUGCGUGGAAGGAGUUCGAGCAACUAUGGUUCACUCGAUUCAUGGUCCGCAACGUCGUGAAGGCGGCCAUGAACGAGGUGUACACCAUCUCACAAGGAAGCAUGCCAACUCGAGACUGGACAAUCAAGUGGCAAAAGAUAGUGACCACGCCAGGCUUUGAUUUUGAGUUUUCCUAACCAACGAUCCGAGGUUUUUUCGUGAUCGUGCGCAGGACUGUGGUCAGCACUCGGCAACAAGUACGAUUAUACCUCAUU